Molecule: messenger RNA, 469 nt
Organism: Aricia agestis (brown argus)
Lineage: Eukaryota; Metazoa; Arthropoda; Insecta; Lepidoptera; Lycaenidae
Gene: RpL31
Product: 60S ribosomal protein L31
Exons: 3
Coding region: 78-452 (124 amino acids)
Biological process (GO): cytoplasmic translation
Cellular component (GO): ribosome; cytosolic large ribosomal subunit
Molecular function (GO): structural constituent of ribosome
Source: RefSeq, a predicted model, not a curated record
UCAAAUGUCAUUUUCGCGUUUGGAGUUUGACAUUUGACAGCUCUUUUAAAAUUUGGCAAUUUUAGGCUGAGACCAUAAUGGCGAAGCCCAAAGGUGAGAGGAAAGGCAAGUCCGCCAUCAACGAAGUUGUAACUCGUGAAUAUACAGUGAAUUUACACAAACGCCUUCAUGGCGUAGGAUUCAAGAAACGCGCACCUCGCGCUAUCAAGGAGAUCCGCAAAUUCGCCGAAAGUCAAAUGGGAACCCCUGAUGUUCGUGUUGACACCAGGCUAAACAAAUUCCUUUGGUCUAAGGGAGUCAGAAAUGUUCCCUUCAGGGUCCGCGUAAGGCUAUCACGCAGACGAAAUGAUGAUGAAGACUCAGCACACAAACUGUUCACAUUGGUGACAUACGUGCCAGUUGCCUCAAUCAAAGGUCUGCAGACAGAAAAUGUUGACGCUAGCCAGGAAUAAAUAUUAAGUUAAGCCUA